Drosophila willistoni is the source of this 3925-nucleotide messenger RNA. RefSeq names its product ubiquitin-protein ligase E3C. NCBI's taxonomy places the organism in Eukaryota, Metazoa, Arthropoda, Insecta, Diptera, Drosophilidae. Gene Ontology annotation, molecular function: ubiquitin protein ligase activity; protein binding. Bases 296 to 3697 code for a protein of 1133 amino acids. Gene Ontology annotation, biological process: ubiquitin-dependent protein catabolic process; protein polyubiquitination. The transcript has 7 exons. The record is from RefSeq and is a predicted model, not a curated record.
AAUAUACAAAUCAUUCGUUUGCAAAUUAGUUCAAAAUCAAAUUAAACGUGGCCACCGAAUGGCUAGAUAAGUGUGCGGCAAAAAUUUACCAAUAACAAGCUUUGAUAUCUUAAGAAAAGCAACAGAAACAAUAGUCUGUCGCUUCUGUUUUCCAAAUAAUGUGCUAGCUGUGUCGAAGACGGGGAGUGCAAUUGAAUGUGUUUUGGACAGAGGAACAGAGAGAGAGCGAGGGAGAUAGACCGAGAUCAGCUGCUUGUGUACAUUUUUGGGGCAAUAACAAAAAUUUAGUCACAUCAUGUUUGGCUUCGAUGGACAAUAUAGACGACGACCAAUACAAAGUCUAGGUGGAGCUUCGCAUACCUGCGACCGUGAAACUGUGAUACGAAAGGCAGCGCAGGAGCGCCAGAAGCGCAAUGAGCUGCGCCAGAGAGCCAAUGGAGCUGUGGUGCUCCAGUCGUAUGCGCGUUCAUUCAUCCACCGACAACGGCGUAAAAGAGCCGAACGUGAGGCCUUCGAUGCAUAUCUACAUGCCCAUCGCGAUCGGGUAAUAGAGGACGAGAGCUUAAGUUUUCUACUGCGACGUUUGAAUUUCUUCUACAGCAGCCGCGAGACAAAGGAUAGCGAACGAUUGAUUGAAAUCUGUCAGCAAAUCCUGCGUAAUCCGUCACGUUUACUGCAGCAUUCAGCUCGGGAUGCAAUUUGGUUGCUACGAGUGUGCAAACUUCUUGAUGCGUGUCUACUCCAAUUGGCUCUUCCGCACAGUGCUCAGGCCAUUCCAUUACGCAUGUUGGAAACCUUUACCACUGUGUCCGCCGUAGAACGGCAUGUGGAGGAUGAAACGCUGCUACUUAAAUAUUUGGAAAAGGUCUUUGGGUUCCUCAUUUAUCGAAAUUAUUUUCUACGAUUGCGUAAGCUGUUAGAUGAGAAAUGCCCUCCUCUGGAUGGGGAAACAUUGCAUGCCCCCAAUCCUCUGGCCGAAGCUUUGCUGCAGUUACUUGAGCGUCCGUUAAGUGUGGCACAAAGAGCAUUUUCGACUGGCAAUCAAAAUAUGCAGAUCAUGCCACAGGAUUUUUGUCAAAAGUUCAUUAAGGAUAUAUUGUCCAUGCCCUAUACGGAUCCUAUUAGAUAUUUUGUCUUACCCUGUCUGGCUGAAUGGCCAGAGUUUCCCUUUGGACUGCUUAUGAGAUCACUAUUUGUUUUGUUGGAGGAAUGUUCAUUAGGAUCAGCUUCAGCAUCCCUGGAUGUUGCAUCAAGUCGACGUAGUUUCUUGUUUUCUACGGCACAGCAGGGACAAAAUUUGUCGCAGUCUAUUAGAGAGACUUUCUUAAGCUCUUACUUGCUCAACUCUCUAUUGAUUCUUGACCGAAGACAGCUUGCUGGCCUACAGCAGAGUUCCCUUCUCAUAGUGUAUGUGCGUCUCAUAUCUGAAAUGAUGCCCAAUAUUUUACAAUUACCCAAAUCGACUUUACGUAAUCAUGCCUCGGCUCAGCAUCGUCAUGUGGAUACAGAUGAUGAAUCUGAUGAUGAUUCUGAUGAUGGGGAGACUCUACCACCAGCAGCCGCUUUGGACUAUGACAUGGAUCAAUCAACAAGUCGUCCAUAUGUUGAAUUGAGUGCCAAAGAACAAGUUUGUCUGCUGGAAUCCAUAGCCAUAUUGAAUGAAACGGAUCGUGUGAAUUUUAUAGUUCAACAAUUGGAGCCUAAUAUCGAGCAUGGACAAUUGAUCUAUGCCCUCUGUGAGAUCUGUCACAAUUUAAUGAUCUACAAUAAGCAUGCAAUUUUUGAAUACAAGUUGCUUUACACUUUGGCCUUUACACCAAAGUUUAUACGGGCUGUUUGGUUCAGAUUGGCUGCUGAAUCCACACAGUUGGGUUUUUCGGCUCCCCUGGUACUCAUUUCAAAGGGUGUUGUCCCUAAACAACAGGGCGUAGAUCGUACGAUACCAUUACUAGCUACAUUUUGUAUGCUCUUUGGACGCCUUUUGCCCACCUUGCAUGAUGUGGAAUUUGUGGAGAGCAAGCUAAUACUGGCAUCGACGCAUACCCAGCCCAUUAAUCAUGUUCGCCUUAUGCCAUUUUCCAUAGCGGAAAUUGUGCAAAUGUCGAAGACUUUGAAUGACAUCAGUUUGGGCUUGGUGGAGUUGGCUUUUCCCGAAACGCGUUCAAAUUUGGCCAACUAUCGCAGUGUCCUGGGUCACACGGAUGCCGAUGAUAAGCGAUUGCGUCAUCAGAAACAAAUCUGGGCCAAUUUGCUUAACGUAGUCGUCUUUGUGCUCAAUCAGAUACAUACGCGUGAUUUACGUUUGGGUUUCUGCCCGGAAUCCCAUUGGACAGUAAAUCGCUUGGAUUUGCCAUUAGAUAGACCGACUGAUUUGCCCCUGACUCAUAGCAGUCGUUUGAGGGGUAUACGUCCAUUUCAACCUAUUCGUGAUUUUACUCGCGAAGAUUUCGAGAAUGGUCCACCAAUGUCCACCAAGCAGAUGCGUUCGAUAACCAUAUUACGUGAAAUACCAUUUGUGGUUGCCUUCAAUAAACGUGUAAGCAUACUUCAAGGCCUCGUGGCGGCCAAUAAAAUGCGUGUGCAGGGAAAUUUACAGGCUUUUCUACAAGGACCAUCCAUAGUGAUUACAGUGCGUAGAUCGCAUCUAUAUGAAGAUGCCUAUGACAAGUUGAGGCCUGAAAAUGAACCCGAUUUGCGUUUAAAGUUUCGCAUACAAUUUGUAUCUUCAUUGGGUCUGGAUGAGGCUGGCAUUGAUGGUGGCGGAGUAUUUCGUGAAUUCCUGUCAGAGCUCAUUAAAACUGCCUUUGAUCCCAACAGGGGAUUCUUUAUGGUCACAACGGAUAACAAAUUGUAUCCGAAUCCUAAUGUCGCUGAUCUGUUUGCUGACUAUGAGAAACAUUAUUAUUUCAUUGGUCGCAUUCUGGGUAAAGCCAUCUAUGAGAAUCUAUUGGUGGAAUUACCCUUAGCUGAAUUCUUUCUAACCAAAUUGGCUGGAAAAUAUUCAGAUGUUGAUAUACAUCAAUUGGCCUCUUUGGAUCCAGAAUUAUAUCGCAAUCUAUUGUACUUGAAAGACUAUACGGGCGAUGUUAGUGAAUUGAAUUUAGAUUUCACAGUUGCCAGCAGUUCAUUGGGCCAGACACAGAUUGUUGAGCUAAAACCGCAGGGCCAAAGCAUUCCAGUUACCAAUUCGAAUCGCAUCGAAUAUCUUCAAUUGAUUGCCGACUACAAGUUAAAUGUACAAAUCCGGCGACAUUGUAAUGCUUUCCGUAAGGGAUUAUCGAAUGUUUUGCCCAUCGAAUGGCUGUAUAUGUUUAGCAAUAAGGAAUUGCAAAUACUCAUUUCGGGUGCCGAAAUACCCAUUGAUCUGGAGGAUCUUAAGAGGCAUUGCAAAUAUGGUGGCGAAUAUACGCCCGAACAUCCAUCCAUUGUCGCUUUUUGGUCGGCUCUCGAUGGCUUCGAUGAUCUACAGCGCAGGCAGCUGUUGAAAUUUGUAACCAGUUGCUCUAGGCCACCUUUACUUGGUUUUAAGGAUUUGGAUCCUCCAUUUUUUAUACAAAAUGCCGGCGAUAUGGAACGUCUGCCCACGGCUAGCACCUGUACCAAUCUAUUGAAGCUGCCUCCUUUUAAGACAAUUGAUCAAAUGCGUGAAAAGUUACUCUACGCCAUACAAUCGGGUGUAGGUUUUGAAUUAAGUUAGGUCGGAUAUACAUCACACACACAAAUACACCAACACACACACACACACACACACAUACACUCCUAUAGAUAUCCACACUCCACCCAUAGACAUAUCCAAUUUCUGGACAGGAUUACAGACGGUGCAACGAUUCCUGUUCCAAUUUUAUAUGUACAUCAAAUAAUAUUAUUAACGUAAUUGUUUAGUGUAAAUUACAAAGCGUAAAGAGGUCUGUUUAAUUUCCCAAAA